GUGUAGGCCAAGUGAUCUUGAUCGUAAGUAGUAGGCACAUACCAUCACAUCGGAGUAGCGCCUGCCACCGGUGAGGACGAACGCGUAGAGGAGGGAGUAUACUGCCGAGUAGCCAUCGCGAGGAGAGAGUAGGGAUCUCGUCGGAAGGACGCUUCGUAGGUGAAGAGCCCAAGUAGAGAGAGAAUAGGGCUUAGCGUAGGAGGGCGAAGUUGACAACAGCGCCGAUGGCUCGAUCAAUGUUUGCCGUCGUGGCCGCCAUGGCGGCUUUGGUUGUCGUUUCGCUUGUGAGUGUUGCCGUCCCUGCAAGCGCGAAGCCGCCGAAGGUGACCAUCGACUCGGUCACCUACAUGGGCUCGGGCUGCAACUGGCAGAAUACCAACUACGUGCUGUCGAACGACUACUCGACCGUCACCUUCAUCUUCGGCGCGAUGAUUGCCACCACGGACGGAGGUCUGGCCAACAGGAGGAAGAACUGCCAGGUGUCGCUCGGGUUGAAGUACCCCAAGGGCUGGAGUCUGUCGCUGGGAAGCGUGACGGGGCGCGGCUACGGCAAGCUCGCUAAGGGCGUGAACGGCGUCUAUCAGACGAGCUACUACUUCUCCGGACAGACGGGGACCUCGUACGCCAAGCGCACUCUCAACGGCAGACUGGAGCUCAACUACGAGUACACCGACUUCUUCGGCCUGCUCGUGUGGAGCAAGUGCAACAGCGUGCCGAACCUGAACAUCAACUCCGAGGUGAGAGUCGGCGGCCCGGCGGGUCGCAAAGGCAUCAUGACGCUGGAUUCCACGGACAAGAAGUUCAAGCUCAUCUACCGCAUCAACUGGAAGACGUGCUGAUGAUGAGAGGCUGAUUUGCUUCGAGCGAAUCAGAGUUCAACGUUCAUUUAUCGCGAUGGCGGCGGUUCACCUAGACGGUGACGGAGGAGUGGAUGGAUCAGAGGGGAGUGUGGUUAAUUGUCAAUGGCUCGAAGGACAUACUCACACUAGGACCUUUUAUCUUAUUUAUUUAUGGACGUGAUUGCGGUCGGAUGCAUCUAGUUACAGCCAUAAUGCGGUCGGAUAGAUAUAAGAUAUAGCUAGUGUGAGCACGCCCUAAGUAGAGGUAGCUGUGCUGAAGUAGAUGAUGCAGCGUACGCCGCGCAGCGGGAGGUUGUAGAUAAAGCUUCCCCAGCCGCAGAUUACGCUUCAUGCCUUUUGACCCAUAAGCACGUAACGUCGUCGGAUUGAUGUAGUGCGUCUUCUAGCUUGUCUCUUGCUGGAAAGUUGCUUGAGCAACUCACGUGAGUGGGCAAGAGAAUCUUUCAUUGGGCUACGCGAACAACCUUGACGAUAAAAGUUUCCCUGUUCA
Molecule: messenger RNA, 1350 nt
Organism: Chara braunii
Lineage: Eukaryota; Viridiplantae; Streptophyta; Charophyceae; Charales; Characeae
Source: the annotation of a GenBank genome assembly